AUGAUUUUAAUAUUUUUAAAAUUGAUUGCAUGUAUUGAUAAUGAAAUAAUUAAUGUAAAAAAUGAAAUAUCAUCUGUAAAUAAUAACAAUACUAAUGAGGUUCUUAUAGAAAACAAUACUAUAUUAUCUAAAACAGAAGAUGAAUUAGAAGAUGAAAUUAAAGAAAAGCAAUUGAAUGUAAAGAAAAAUAAAAAAAGUUCAUUCUUUAAAAUUUAUAGAAUUCUUUUUUUAAAUUACACCGUAAUAAUUUAA
Molecule: messenger RNA, 252 nt
Organism: Hepatospora eriocheir
Lineage: Eukaryota; Fungi; Microsporidia; Hepatosporidae
Source: the annotation of a GenBank genome assembly